Molecule: messenger RNA, 1557 nt
Organism: Pararge aegeria (speckled wood butterfly)
Lineage: Eukaryota; Metazoa; Arthropoda; Insecta; Lepidoptera; Nymphalidae
Gene: Uba4
Product: adenylyltransferase and sulfurtransferase MOCS3
Exons: 9
Coding region: 110-1507 (465 amino acids)
Biological process (GO): tRNA wobble position uridine thiolation; protein urmylation
Cellular component (GO): cytoplasm; cytosol
Molecular function (GO): thiosulfate-cyanide sulfurtransferase activity; URM1 activating enzyme activity; adenylyltransferase activity
Source: RefSeq, a predicted model, not a curated record
ACUACUUUUGAUUAAGAAUAGUUUUAGGAGUUGUUUUUGAGUGUCUUCUCUUGUGUUAUAUAGUCUACCAAGUUUAUUAUAAUUUAAAGUGAAUAAAACAGUGUAAACUAUGGAUCUAAUAAAUCAUCUCGAGCAAGAAAUCGCUGAAUUAAAAGACACUUUGCAGCAUAAAGAGCAAGAACUUUUUGAAAUCAAGCAAAAGUUAUUGCCGACAAAGCAGAGUAAUAUAGAGAAUGGUGGCGAUGAUCAAUAUUCUGGAAAUUCAACAAAGGUGCAUUUCGGUGACGCUUUACCCAAAUGGGCUAUUGAGAGGUACAGUCGGCAGAUCCUGUUACCAGACAUUGGUGUCCAGGGUCAAGAGAGACUCAUGGCUGCCAGGGUACUAAUAGUCGGCGCUGGAGGACUGGGAUGCCCUGCUUCUGUCUACCUUGCCGGAGCUGGAGUGGGAGAAAUUGGUAUUGUGGACUACGACCAGGUGGACGUUACGAACAUACACAGGCAGAUCCUACACUGUGAGAAAGACCAAAACUUGAGUAAGGCGCAAUCUGCUGCGAAUAGCUUGCGAAGUAUAAACUCAAAAAUCAAAAUAACUCCGUACGAUUUCGACCUGAACCCCUCGAAUGCCCUGGAAGUAGCCGGCAAGUACGAUUUAAUCCUGGACUGCACGGACAACGUCCCGACGAGGUACAUGCUGAGUGACGUCAGUGUCCUGGCGAAAGUGCCCCUCAUAUCUGGCAGCGCUCUGAAAAUGGAGGGGCAGUUAACUAUUUAUGGAUAUAGAGACAAAAGGAAUGUUGAGGAGCAAAGUUACAUAGGUCCGUGCUACCGCUGCAUAUUCUCUACCCCACCCCCACCAGAGGCUGUGGGCAGCUGUUCCGCCAAUGGGGUGGCGGGGCCAGUUCCCGGAGUCAUAGGAGCGCUGCAAGCUCUGGAGGCCAUAAAGCUGAUAGUGGGACAGACUCGCACCCACCUUCUGGUCGAGAAAAUGCUUCUGUUCGACGGCGACGACUCCACGUUCAGGACUGUAAAACUUCGUCCCAGAAAUCCUCUAUGUGAGAUAUGUUCGGAGUCUCCAAAAAUAACAAAAUUGCUCGACUAUGAAGUACUUUGUAAGAGUCAAGCUAAAGAGAAGGAUUUAGAUUUGCAUAUACUACCCUCGGAGAAUAGAAUCUCGGCGAAAGACUUAGCGAAGAGUUUGAACGCCAAAGAGCGCCAUCUGUUGGUGGACGUGCGCAGUGAGUCGGAGUUCAACAUGUGCAACAUAGAUGGCGCUGUCAACUAUCCCUUGGAGAAGUUGCAUAAAAAACAGUUUGACGAACUCUUGGCGAGGAUUAGAGAAUGUACUAGCUACGUAACUUUCAUAUGUAGGAGAGGCAACGAUUCGCAAGUGGCGGCCAAGAGAGUUCUGGACCAAAUCGAAGAUAAGCACCGAUCGAGGGUUAAGGAUCUCAGCGGGGGAUUGCACGCAUGGGCGACGGACAUCGACGCAGACUUCCCAGUUUAUUAGCUAUAAGUGAUUUUAGUUUGUUUGAAAUCUUUAUCGCGCACACACACACA